Gryllus bimaculatus (two-spotted cricket) is the source of this 459-nucleotide messenger RNA. The record is from the annotation of a GenBank genome assembly. NCBI's taxonomy places the organism in Eukaryota, Metazoa, Arthropoda, Insecta, Orthoptera, Gryllidae.
AUGCUUAAAGUGGGAAUCAAUAGUAGCUCGAGCGUGUGGCUGACGGUGUCGUUCACGGUGGAGCGCUACAUCGCCGUGUGCCACCCGCUGCGCGGGAAGGUGCUGUGCACGGAGAGCCGCGCGCGCACCGUCAUCGCCGUCGUCUUCGUGGCGUGCGCCCUCGCCACCAUCACCACUCCCUUCGAGUACAAGGUGGUGUCCGAAGAGGCCGGCUUGACCGUUAGAAAUUCAGACCUGGGAAGCGACGAGACGUAUCAGACCAUUUUCUACUGGUUUUCUUCCAUCACAUUCACCAUUCUGCCACUCAUCCUGCUGGGCAUCUUCAACUCGUUCCUGGUGUGGGCGGUGCACCGCAGCCAGAGGCAGCGCUUUCGCAUGACCCAGUUUGAUAUGUUGUUUCCUGCAGCAGGAGAAAAUCAGACAUCUCUUGGCAAUAGCUCAAGUUGCGAAUCGGCCUGA